AUGCCUGCAACAGGCCGGAUCUACACACACACCAGUGCAGCUGUUACACUGACUGUAUCAGCAGUAAAAGUCAAACCUACAAUCACCUCAAACCCUGAAGGAGCUGCACUGACAGGAAACACAGUGACUCUGUACUGUAAACUCCAUCAGUCUGCUGGAUGGACGUUUUACUGGUCCAAACACACACAGAGCUCUGAGAAGGAGACCAUCACCAACGUCUACACCAUCAGCUCAGUUAGACUCUCUGAUGGAGGUCAGUACUGGUGCAGAGCUGGCAGAGGAAACCCAGUCUACUACACACACUACAGUGAUGCAGUCUGGGUAAAUAUUACUGACAGCACUAAAGCUGUGGUGUCCAUAAAGCCUGAUAAACAGGUGUUUAAAGGAGAGACGGUCACUCUGAGAUGUGACAUGCAGGCAGGAGGAGACACUGAGUGGACUUACAGCUGGUAUAAAAAUGACCGUUUGUCCUCAAACAGAAGAACACAGGAGUUCACAGUCAGCUCUGUUACAGAGUCUAACGGUGGUAAAUACACCUGCAGAGGACACAGAACACAUGACUUUCAGAGCUCAGAGAUCAGUGAUGCUGUUACCCUGACUGUGUCUGAUGUAGCUCAGGCAUUAUUGAGUGUGUCUCCACAGAGCUGGCUGACUGAAGGAGAGUCAGUGACUCUAAGCUGUGAGGUUACAGGCUCCUCUACAGGCUGGACAUUCAGCUGGUACAGAGCUGCUCUCUACAGACAAGGCUUAGAACAAAUAAGAGACGUUCAUGGCAAUGUUCUGUAUCAUGUAGAGCUCCUGUCAGACAGCAGAAGAGAAGCUGGAGGCUCCUACACUCUCAGUCCUGCUGCUCUAAAUCACACAGGAGUUUAUGUGUGCAGAGCAGAGAGAGGAGAACCAGCCUAUCAGACACAGUACAGCACUGCACAGACACUGUGGAUCACUGGUUCAUCUCCUCCAGCCUCUCUGAUCAUCAGUCCCAGCAGAACUCAACACUUUACUGCUGGCUCUCUCUCACUGAGCUGUGAGGGACAGAGUGACUCUACUGGAUGGAGAGUGAGGCGAUACACACACAGUGGGGAGGUGUCAGAUUGUUCAUCAGUUACAGGAUCUACAUGCAGCAUCAGCUCCCUCCACACAUCCCUCACUGGAGUUUACUGGUGUCAGUCUGAGUCUGGAGGAGGAAGUGAUCCUCUCAACAUCACAGUGCACAAUGGUGAUGUGAUUCUGGACAUUCCUGUCCAUCCUGUGACUGAGGGAGAUUCUCUGACUCUCCGCUGUUUAUUUCGCUCCACAAAGCCCUCAAACCUCACAGCUGAUUUCUAUAAAGAUGGAUCACUGCUCCAGACCCAGACGACAGGAGAGAUGAUCAUCCGUACUGUCUCAAAGUCAGAUGAAGGUCUCUACCACUGUAAACACCCAGAGAGAGGAGAGUCACCACAGAGCUGGCUCUCAGUCAGAGGUUCAGGAGCUCCAGUCUCAGCGCUCAGUCUGCUCAGUAGUUUAAUGGCAGUGUCUCCAUAUUUGCUGGUGACCAUCGUGCUGGGGGGCAAAUGCUACAGAGCUCGAGCUAAACCUGAUGAUCAGAGUAGAACAUAAGCAAUGAUGGAAGCUGAAACAUCUUGAGUGCUGAAUGCCAGGAGCUCCUGGUUUGGGUUUUAAGGAGUGAAGACAGAAAAGGACCUGAACACAUUUAGACUGUCAGAAUUAUUUUUAGAAGAAGAAAACAAUCUCUCAUGCAUUAAAAUGUAAAUCCUCUGUCUCUUUUUAUGGUCCUUCAUCCCUGCAAAAU
Molecule: messenger RNA, 1792 nt
Organism: Pygocentrus nattereri (red-bellied piranha)
Lineage: Eukaryota; Metazoa; Chordata; Actinopteri; Characiformes; Serrasalmidae
Product: B-cell receptor CD22-like
Exons: 10
Coding region: 1-1599 (532 amino acids)
Biological process (GO): cell surface receptor signaling pathway
Molecular function (GO): transmembrane signaling receptor activity
Source: RefSeq, a predicted model, not a curated record